Messenger RNA from Iphiclides podalirius (scarce swallowtail), 588 nucleotides. Lineage: Eukaryota; Metazoa; Arthropoda; Insecta; Lepidoptera; Papilionidae. The record is from the annotation of a GenBank genome assembly.
AUGGCUACAACGGCAUACGAGCAUGAUGCUGAUGGUUGUAAAUUUAUACCUGCAUCGCAACGUCCUGAUGGUACUUGGCGGAAACCGCGACGGAUAAAAGAAGGUUAUGUUCCCCAGGAAGAAGUUCCUUUGUAUGAAAGUAAAGGUAAACAGUUUAAAGCUCGUCAAAACACUGGUAUACCUGUUGGACUCACACCAGAAAUUGUGGCCCAAGCUCAGAAAAAGAAAGGCCAUGGAGGCACUAUACAACCAAUACCUGGUAUGAUUAUCAAUGUUGAUAAGAAGAAAAAGAAAAAGAAGACAGGUGUGGAUGAAGCAGCAGACAAAUUAGCCAAAUGUGAAAUAAUAGAACCCACAUUUAACAACUCAACACCACAAUCUAAUAACUCAACACCAGUAACAGAUCCAGCAAAAAGAUUAAAAAACCUAAAAAAGAAAUUAAGAGAAAUAGAAACACUUGAAGAAAAAAUAAAAGUGGGAAGUCUCAAAACUUUGGAUAAAGAUCAAAAAGAAAAAAUGUCAAAGAAAAAGGACAUACUCGGUGAGAUAGAGAAAUUAGAAAGAUCUAGCGGAGAGACAAAGCCAAAU